UGCACAGACCAAAAGGCAGCUGAUGAAAGGCUGUGACUAAAUUAAGCAGACCUGGAGCCUGGAUCUGGAAGAUGGCUGCAUUUCUUCCCAGAUGCAAAGAAUUUCCUAACUCAUUUCAUAUAGAAGAAACCCACUUAUAACCAGAAAAGAAGGACUGUUUUACUGUAUUGUAAUACCUUUCAGAUCAGAAUAAAUAGUUUCCACAGUGUUUCUAUGAUUCAAUGGGAAACGGCUCACAUGUGACAGGAUUCAUACUCAGAGGACUGACUGAUGAUCCACAGUUGCAACUCAUCCUCUUUGUGAUACUUUUUAUUCUUUAUGCUAUCACCUUGUUGGGGAAUGUGGGCAUGAUUGUUUUAAUCAGGAUCAGUCCUCAACUCCACACACCAAUGUACUUUUUCCUCACUCACUUAUCAUUUGUGGAUAUCUGCUGUUCAUCAGCUAUCACUCCAAAAUUCCUAUGCGAUCUUUUAAAAGAGAAGAAAAGUAUUUCUUAUGCUGGUUGUUUUACUCAAAUUUACUUUUAUGGUGUAGUUUCCACUGCAGAGUGUUUCCUCCUAGCUAUCAUGGCGUAUGACCGCUAUGUAGCCAUUUGUCACCCUCUACUUUAUCUGGUCACCAUGUCCCAAAUAAAAUGUGUUCAACUAGUAAUCAUUUCCUACAUUACUGGGCUCCUACAUUCCUUAGUGCAUAUCAUUCCUGCAUCUCUGUUGUUUUUCUGUGGACCAAACAUCAUUAAGAAUUUUUACUGUGAGGGUCCUGCACUAUUACAACUCGCCUGUUCAGAUAUCAGUUUAAAUAAUCUGUUGAAAUUAGUAUUUAUUGGCUUCACUUUAAUGGCAACAAUCCUGGCUAUUCUCACAUCCUACACUUAUGUCCUGAUCACCAUUUUAAAGAUGCACUCUGCCAAGGCUCGGAGGAAAGCCUUCUCCACAUGUACAUCGCACCUCAUGGUCAUCACCAUUUUCUACGGGGGUCUUGCGUUUGUUUAUGCACAACCUGGCAAGUCUCAUUACACUAAUCAAAUAGCUUCUGUGUUGUAUGUAGUAGUGACUCCGAUGAUCAAUCCCUUGAUCUACAGUCUGAGGACCCAGGAUGUAAAGGUUGCCUUCAAAAAACUUCUGGAAAAACAAUUGCAUUCCUUUUUUAUACCAAACACUGAGCUACAUUAACAUAUAGAAAUAUAGAGGAAUAUAUAUGUAUAUUAAUAGUUUGUGUUUCUGUGUGUGCUAUUUUAAAAAUCUCAGAUAUAAUAAGAAUGAUGAGACAUAAAUUCCAAACUGGAAUUCUAAUAUGCUCAUAAAGAGCAAGACUGUGAUUUUAAAUCUUCAUGUUAAAAACAAAUCAUUUCAACCAAGAUUUGGUCUGGUCUGUCUUCUGUGACAUUUUGACUCAAUUAUUGCUGCUUCAUUUUAUGUGCCAUAAACAUUUUGUUGCUUUUUGUAAUAAAA
Messenger RNA from Crotalus tigris (Tiger rattlesnake), 1451 nucleotides. RefSeq names its product olfactory receptor 1052-like. Gene Ontology annotation, molecular function: G protein-coupled receptor activity; olfactory receptor activity; odorant binding. The coding region runs from base 222 to 1172 and encodes 316 amino acids. NCBI's taxonomy places the organism in Eukaryota, Metazoa, Chordata, Lepidosauria, Squamata, Viperidae. The transcript is spliced from 2 exons. Gene Ontology annotation, cellular component: membrane. The record is from RefSeq and is a predicted model, not a curated record. Gene Ontology annotation, biological process: sensory perception of smell; G protein-coupled receptor signaling pathway.